This is a messenger RNA of Doryrhamphus excisus (bluestripe pipefish), 2451 nucleotides long. NCBI's taxonomy places the organism in Eukaryota, Metazoa, Chordata, Actinopteri, Syngnathiformes, Syngnathidae. The record is from RefSeq and is a predicted model, not a curated record.
GGAAGAAGGUGACAAAAGCACUGAAACUGCAGAGGGAACAUGGUGAGAAACAUGCUUUUUCAUCUCCUACUACUCCGGUCACUUGGCAAUGACCUUUUCACAUCUGGCUUAAAGGAUGAUGGUGCAAAGGAACAAUCCUGGAGUAACCAGAACCUAUAUUCCGUCCCACUGGAUUUGGAUAUAAGGCUGCGAAAACUCGAUCUAUCCAAUAAUUUCAUCAGACAGUUGCACACACUUAAUGUGCUGUAUUUGGAGCAGCUGGACUUGAGCGGCAACCAGCUGGAGCUCAUCUCCGAAGGGGCGUUUAACAACCUGGCUCUGCUUGAGGAGCUGGAUUUGUCUGGAAAUGCCCUGAACAACAACCUUGACAGAAACAGCAAAAGCCUCCGAUCUCUUGGUCGACUGAAGAGUUUGGACAUAUCGCUGAACAAUCUGGGGGACGAGGCGGCGAAACUGUACCUACAAAACAAAUCUUCUCUUGAGAAACUCAGAAUGACUGGGAAUUCUUUAACAACACUUAAACGCAACUUGUUCAAAGAGAGUCAGAGUCUGAGGAGCAUCGCUAUUGAUGACAAUUUGAUAUCCGCAAUUGAUGCGGGGUCGUUUGAACUGCUCGCUAAACUAGAGAGCUUACAUUUGGCCAAGAAUAACCUUGCCCAUAUCUGUGAUUUUAAAUUACCACAAGUUAAGUAUUUAAACCUAAGUAGAAACUCGAUACAGUUCUUUGUUACCGCAGAAGAUAACCAAGUGUACAAUCUUGAAAUUAUCGAUCUAAGUCAUAACAAAUUACUUUAUUUCCCAAUUCUCCCCAAACUGAACCAACUGAAGUAUCUAUAUUUACAUCAUAACAUAAUUGGCACCCUAACUUCGGAGGCAUCAAUGGUAUCAGAGGUUAAUUCUCUUUACAAUGAUAUCGUAAAGAAGGGCAAUGUUAGAAUUACAAAGAAUUACCUUCACUCAAACUGGAGAUUGAUGCCAUUGAUCUAUAUUGACCUCAGCUAUAACCACUUUACAUGUUUCCCUCUGGAGACUUUGAGCCUUCUCUCUUCUUUGGAAGGACUAAAUUUCAGUUUUAACUGCCUGCAAGAACUCACAUGGAAUGUUCGGCAUGACAGUGAAUCCGGACACGACAGGGAACUCUACUUCCCCUCCUUAAAGUACCUGAACAUGCAAAGCAACGGACUGGAAUCGGUUUCACCGCUCUUUCUACAUGCACUCACACAAGUCGAGACAAUAAAUCUCCAAGACAACUCAGUGAAGCCUUGCGCUCCCGUGAGCCAGCUGCAGAGCUCGACAUCACAGCAGCAACCUAACUUUAACUCAUCAUGUGUAGCCUUUGGAAAAUUACGAACCCUCAAGUAUCUCAACCUUGAAGACAACGGCAUCAGGAUCCUUCAUGGAAACGCUUUCCAGAAAACCUCUUUGAUAUCACUCAACCUAGCAAGAAAUGUCCAUAUGGUCAUGCAAGUUGGUGCAUUGGAGGGCGUGCGGGAAACUUUACAGUCGUUGAUGUUGGGUGAAGUAAACAUGAACGCUUCUGAUUUGUUCCUACCUUGCCUACCGGCGCUUACACAUCUGAAUAUAUCCAACAACAAUCUAAAUGUCUUACCUCGCAGUUUAAGUUGCUCUCCUCUGAGGGAACUCAGCAUAAAGAAUAAUAACUUUCUGUCUUUAAACCAAUCAUUGAUUUUAGCAUUAUCAACACAUCUUGAUGCUGUAUACAUUAGUGGAAAUCCCUUUAACUGUUGUGACGCUCAUUGGCUAAGGAUCCUCAAUGAGUCGAGGAUCAAACUGCCAGACGUCAAUCAAAGCACAUGCUUUGCAUAUAACAACAGAAUUCAGAUUGGUGAGUAUUUGACAAGUUCUUCUCUUUAUUGUUCACCACACAUAAAUGAGAUUCACUUGGGAGAAAUGAUUAUCGUUGUUUUGUUUUUAGCUGUCAUGAUAACAGUGUUGAUUAUGUUCACCAGACAAUUGUGUUGCAUCAAAACGUCGUUUGUAGUAUGAAAUCCACUAGAAAAGCUGUAUCAAAGAUAUGCAUGGCGAUAAAAUUCAACUGACCUGAGUGCAAUAAAAAUGAUAUAUUUCUUAGCUACUCAACAGUUAAUUGAUCAUUUUAAAAUUAGCAUCAUAAUCUCUCCCUUCUGUUGUUUUCUAACUUGCUCAAAUUUUCACGGCUGCAUCUGUCCAGGACACUGGUGUAUGUGAGUGACAGGAAGAAAAGCUCUGACUUGCUUGGGGAAAAGUCAUUUUCCACCAAAUGCGGUUUACCUGUAUAGAUCUUAAUACCCCAAAUACAAGACAACUCAUGUCAAUUCGGAAUUUAAAGUUAAAUUACCAUACAAAAUGUAUUACCAGUGGUAGUUUAAUACAUGGCAUGGGUUCAUCAAAGCACCUGCUUAUUUCUUUUUCGAUGAAUGCCACCUAAAAAGAUGACAUUUUUCUUCUUGU